Andrographis paniculata is the source of this 3808-nucleotide messenger RNA. RefSeq lists its product as uncharacterized. Lineage: Eukaryota; Viridiplantae; Streptophyta; Magnoliopsida; Lamiales; Acanthaceae. Gene Ontology annotation, molecular function: ubiquitin binding; RNA binding. The transcript has 7 exons. The record is from RefSeq and is a predicted model, not a curated record. The coding region runs from base 71 to 3808 and encodes 1245 amino acids.
AGUGUCGUCUAUUGAUCUGAGGUUCAGUGAAGUCUGGGUUUGGCAGAAUCACUCGUAGUCAGUCGGUGCUAUGGCCGCAGCCGAGCAGCCGCUGAAAAAGCGGAAGUUGUACGACCCGCCGCCACCAUCUCCUCCGGCGGAACCAUCACCGCCUCCGCCAGAGCCUCCGCGACAACCCCCGCGGCCGUCGACGCCGCUGUCUUUGUCCGAAGAAGAGAUACUACAGAGGCGCAGGAGCAAGGAAGAAAUUCGAAAUAUUUUCUCGUGCUAUAAAAGGAUAAAGUUCUGCAUCGAUCAGAAGGAUAAGCGAUCUAUGCCGGAGCUGAAAGAAGCUUAUUUGUCUCUCAUCAGUGCUGCUAGAGGCUGUGCACACGCAAAGUGUCUGGCAGCAGAGUACAUAACACGUUAUGCAUCAUGUUGCCCUGCUGUACUUGAAUCUGCUGCGGAUGCUAUCAUGAGUUUGUAUGAAUGGUCCUUUGAUGUAAUAAGCAAGGGAAAUGACAUUGAUGGUAAUGCUUUUGAGACUGCAAAGGCUUGUAUAUUUGGGCUAGCGAAUAUCUGUCAAGCUGCUGCUUCUGAGGCCACAACUGCAGCAGCUGCCCAAGCAAUAUCCUCUACAGUUUUUCUAAAUCUCUUUACAGUUUUUGCUUCCUCUUUCAAGGGAAAAGACAUAUUUGAUAUUGUUGGGAAGAGUGUCUUGAAGAUAUAUGCCUCAGAGGAAUCCUUUUCUGACUUCAAGCAUAAGUUUUUGGAGGAAGAUAAUUCCAAGUUGGCCAAGUUAUCAAAGCUUCACGCAUUAAGCUUUCUAAAGAUUUUAUUCAGUUGUCCUAAAGAUUCCCUUGUCGCUUGCUUUGAUCUUUUCAAGUCCAGUGGAAAUGAAGGAGCUCAGAAAGGAAAAUACUUUUUUCAUCAGUUAACAGCUGAGCUGAAUGAUAUUGGUGUUCAAAAUAUGGAUGAGGGGGAUGAUGGAUCAUCCAAUUAUUUCAGUAGCACAAACUGUGAGUUGAAGCGAUCUCCUGAAAAUUGCCCUGCGUCGAAGGAAAAGUCUUCUUCAAAUUGUUCCUCAUCCAUAUUGAAGAACUGCUUGUUGGGACUGGUUCUUAGAAAAGAUACGGCGCUUAAAAGUGUAGUUUUUUCAAGGUACAGGUUUCUUUCUCAAUCGGAAUCCCCUGAAGUUGUUUCUGACAUUACCUCUGUUCUAGAAGGUGUGUUUGAGUCAUUUGCUCUGCAAGUGAAGGUUGAAGACAGUCACAUUGAUGGUGGUGCUUGUACUCCUGGAUCAUCUAAAUCUGCCAAUCAAGGCUUGCUUUCGGGGAUAUCUAAUCAACAAGGAUCACCUGUAAUUUCAGGGAGAGAUUACCCUGACAAAAUUUCAGGCAUCCAUUUGAAUCGGCAGUCUUUCUCACCUAGAGCAAUUACACCACGGGAUUUUAGAAGCAACUCAUUUAACGGCAGAAACCAUUCUCCCCAUGUAGAGAGAGGUGCAACUUCAAGUAUGGAUCUCUCAUUACCUUCUUCAAGAUCCUCCUCUGUAGCUGCAAGUUCUCCUUUUGAAUCUCCCAGUCCCAGGCAAGCAAUAUGCUCACCUCAUUCUUCAACAAGCCAUGUGGUAUGGUUUUCUGAUGGUGACCCAGCUGCCAUGGAUAUAUUCCCUGCUUCGAAACAACUCUGGCUGGGAUCAUUAGGUCCUGAUGUCACUGAAAUGCUUAUUAAGUAUCAGUUUGAGAAGUUUGGACCCAUAGAGCAAUUGCAAUAUUAUCCAUUUAAAGGGUAUGCUACUAUUGAAUUCAGAAAUAUAAUGGAUGCCUUAAAAGCUAGGGAAGUGAUGCGAGGGCGUUCACUAUGGGGUACCUGUCUGCGGAUAAAGUUUUUGGAUACUGGAUUAGGAACAAGAGGAGUUAUAAAUGGUACUGCUAUUGGUUCAAGCUGCCAUGUCUAUGUAGGAAAUGUUGCAAGCAUACAGGCAAAGGAUGAGAUGCUACAUGAAGUCAAAAAGGUACUUCACAAGGCUCCUCGAGCUGUUGUUGAUGUUAGCAGUGAAGGUGCAUUGUUAAUGGAGUUUGAUUCACCCCAAGAAGCUACUAUUGCAAUAGCUCAUCUGCGGUGGUACCGCAAGGAAAGUGUCAAAUUUCACCCUCCUUCCUCCAAUGUCGUGCCACCCAAUGUAGUGAUGAAUGCUGAAGAUGCCAGGCCUGCUACUGGUUCAGUUCAUGUUGACACAAGAAACGCUAUCCCUGGUCAUGGCUUAAGUGGGUCUUUGCAUGACCAAAUUGCAAUGGAUAAUCCUUCUGAGGGUCGCCUUGCAAGGACAUCGGGGUUAUCUUCGCUGCUUGCACAGUUACGUGCAAAAUACAACAUCACUCGUCCUCAAGGUUCUUUUGAAAAUCAUAUACCUGGCGCUCCUAUGCGGGAACAUGAAAGACCAGCAACUAACACUCUAUGGAUAAAUAUUCCAAAUAUAAAUCCAUCAUGUAUCACUGACGAUGAGCUUUUGGCUGUUUGCAACCUUGCAAUUAGCAACACUGGAUCAGUUGUCCGGAUUAGUAGAACAAGUAUGCCUGCCGGUCCUUACUGGUUUGUUGAGUGCAGUAGCCCAGAUACAGCAAAUACCUUAUUAAAGAAUUUACGUGAGUGCCCAGGGAUUUUCUUUCAGAUAGAGUUCAGUAAUUCGGCAAUGCAUCAUGUUGCCACUCCCUCAGUGAGACCUGACGGUGGUUCUUUGGAGCUUACAUCACCAAGAAUAUGUCAAGAAAAUUAUAGGCCCAUGAUGCAAAAUAUGCGUCCGUUCCAAUCAACAUGGACUGCUGGUGCAAGCUCCCCAUCCUUUUCAGCUCACACUCCAGGUUCAUCUAUUCCUCCACCUCAGCCAGUUCAGGCACCAGGAUUUGUUCGACCUGUUUAUCCCCCUCCUAAUAGUUUAUGGGAUCCCCGUGGGAUGGGUCACCAUUAUCCCCCAAAGCCAAUUCCUUCUACUGGAAUGGCUCCUCAUGCUCAUACCAAUAUGCGAGGUCCACCAUUUUUACCUGCUUCUGUGACUCCACUGGCACAGAUUCAGGGCAGUUCAGUGGCACAAUUUGAUCCUUUGUUUCCUCGGCCUGUUGUUCCUCCACCACUAUCAUCCUUACCACCACCUCCAUCUAAUGCACCACCACCCUCAUUGCUACCUCCUCAACCUAAUUUCCGGCCCCCAUUGCCUCCUCACCCUGAAUUACAGCCUCCAUUGCCUCCAGCACAUCCACCUCCAGCUCCACCUCCUCCUCCACCUUAUUCCCUGCCACUUGCAUUUCCUCCUCCCCCUAGCUCACCACCCCCACCUCCACCAUCUGCAGUUGCUGGUACAGAGAGCAGGUCAUCUGAGCACUAUGGAUGGCAGGGGAUAUUGAGUAAAAGUGGUGUUUACUACUGUACGCUACAUGCGCAAAGAGUAGAUUCUGAUAUUUGCCGGUAUUCAAAUGUUAUUGCAGAGCCCGCAGAGUGGCCUGCUAAGUUGGAUAUGACAAAACGCACUGAUUUUCAGCAUGUGAAAUCAACAUUUUCUAGUACUCCGCCUAACCGAAGAGAAAUUUGUUGGUUGCUGCCAUCCACGCAUGGUGAUCAUAAGGGCUUUCAAGAUUUCAUAUCAUACUUGCAGCAGCGCAACUGUGCUGGAGUAAUCAAAUUACCAUCUUCAAAGUCCUUGUGGGCCAGAUUACUUUUCAUUCUUCCAUACUCACCCGAAACUUGCUCUUUGCUAUCGAUUCCUGCUAAUCCAUCUCUCUGCCUGAUUGGACUGGUUGUUCCUAAGGAAACAAAUUCCGAGUUGACGUGA